AUGUUUUCAUACAUUCUGUACAUCGCUUUGGCACUUUUGCCGAUAUUGCUUUACUACUGGAAAAAUCCUUACUUUCUCGACGACUUAAGUUACACAAUCUCCGCGAUAAAAGUCGGCAUCCGUCUGAGCAAAAACAGAAAAAACUUUCAAGGUAUUUUGGGGCGUUUCUUCGACGACGUGAAGAAGCAUCCGCACAAGAAGUUCAUAGUUUUCGAGGACGCUUCCUACACGUACAUCCAGGCCGAUAAGGAGAGCAACAAAGUGGCCAGAGCUCUAUCCGCGCAUGUGCAGCUGAAGCCGGGGGACACGGCGGCCCUGUUCCUGGGAAACGAACCCCACUUUGUGUGGAUGUGGCUCGGACUGGCCAAACUGGGGUGCACGGCGGCUCUGCUCAACAACAACAUCCGAUCCAAGUCUCUGCUGCACUGCUUCUCCUGCUGCGACGCCAAAGUCCUGAUCGUUGGUGCAGACCUGCGAGGGGCUGUGGAGGAGGUGCUGCCCGCCUUGAAGCAGCAGGGCAUCCAAGUGUUCAUCCUCAGCGAGCACUGUGACGUGGAGGGCAUCCAAAGCUUCUCUGAUAAAAUCCAGCAGGCCUCAGACGAGCCGGUGUCGCCUCAGCUGGCCAACCUUAACCUUAAGAGCCCUGCGCUGUACAUUUACACCUCAGGAACUACAGGGCUUCCCAAAGCCGCUGUGGUCAACCAAGAGAGGGUACUGAUGGCAUCCUGUCUCCAGUCCAUGGCUGGUGUGCGCUCAGACGAUGUCGUCUACAUUUACCUGCCUCUGUACCACUCUGCUGGUUUCCUGAUGGGCCUUUGCGGAGCUAUAGACCAAGGCCUCACUGUUAUUUUAAGACGUAAAUUCUCUGCGUCCAACUUCUGGAAUGACUGCAGGAAGCACAAUGUGACUGUUAUUCAGUACAUAGGAGAGAUUAUGCGCUACCUCUGCAACACACCAAAGAAAGACAAUGACAGGGAUCAUAAAGUCCGGUUGGCUGUGGGAAAUGGAAUAAGGGCCGACACAUGGGCCGACUUCCUGGAUCGAUUUGGAAACAUUCGCAUCUGUGAAUGCUACGGAGCCACCGAAGGAAACGUCGGCUUUGUCAACUACGUUGGCAAAAUCGGAGCAAUUGGCAGAGAGCAUUUUCUCCACAAAAAAGCAAACCCGUAUGCCCUCAUAAGGUACGACACAGAGAAAGAGGAACCCGUCAGAGACUCCAGAGGCUUUUGUAUUGAAGUCCCAGUAGGAGAGACCGGUUUGUUCGUGGGAAAGAUUUCAAAGAGAGCGCCUUUCAGCGGCUACGCCAAGAACAAGCAGCAGACGGAGAAGAAGAAGCUGAAGGACGUGUUUGAGAAGGGAGACCUGUACUUUAACAGCGGCGACCUUCUGAGGAUAGAUGACGAGGGAUUUGUCUACUUUCAAGACCGCAUCGGAGACACUUUCAG
Messenger RNA from Stegastes partitus (bicolor damselfish), 1445 nucleotides. RefSeq names its product very long-chain acyl-CoA synthetase-like. Lineage: Eukaryota; Metazoa; Chordata; Actinopteri; Pomacentridae. Gene Ontology annotation, molecular function: long-chain fatty acid transmembrane transporter activity; long-chain fatty acid-CoA ligase activity. The annotation marks the transcript as partial. The record is from RefSeq and is a predicted model, not a curated record. Gene Ontology annotation, cellular component: plasma membrane; endoplasmic reticulum membrane. Gene Ontology annotation, biological process: long-chain fatty acid import into cell; long-chain fatty acid metabolic process. The transcript is spliced from 7 exons.